Messenger RNA from Lolium rigidum, 4306 nucleotides. Its product is annotated as mediator of RNA polymerase II transcription subunit 33A. The transcript is spliced from 13 exons. The coding region runs from base 1 to 3987 and encodes 1328 amino acids. Gene Ontology annotation, cellular component: mediator complex. The record is from RefSeq and is a predicted model, not a curated record. Lineage: Eukaryota; Viridiplantae; Streptophyta; Magnoliopsida; Poales; Poaceae. Gene Ontology annotation, biological process: regulation of phenylpropanoid metabolic process.
AUGGCCCCUACUUCUUCUCCCCCUUCGUCCUCUGCCUGGGUCCAAUGGGCCGCGGAGUACACCAAGGCGGCGCAGGCGGACGCCCUCCCGCCCAACGAGUGGGCGGCGCGGGUGGCGGCCGCCGCGGGGGAGAGGGAGGACGUGCACUUCUCCGCCGGUCUGGCCGAAAUGCUGGCGCGCCUGCUCCUCUCGGGCGGAAGCAGCGGCGCCGCCCCAGCCGCCGCGUGGAAGUACGCCGAGGCAGCCCUCGCCGCGCGCCUCGCCUCGCCGGCGCUCCUCCUCGCGCUCCUCUCUUCCAGGGUCAUUCCUCAACGGGCUGCAAGGCCAACGGUGUAUCGACUUUAUUUGGAGCUCUUGCGCAGGCAUGGAUUCAAAUUUUGUUUUCAGAUGAAAGCGGCGAAUUUCAAAAAGGUCAUGCAGUUAAUUGAUGAUAACCUUAACCUCUCCAAGAUAUUUGCCUUUCCAACAUAUGAACCAGGGGUCUUUAUUGUUGAAUUUGUCCUUUGCAUUUUAUGGAAAUUGAUUGAUACUGCAUUAGAUGAUGAGGGCUUGUUAGAGUUAACUCCAGAAAAGAAAGCUCGAUGGCCAACUAGGCCUCAAGAUAUUAGUGCAUUUGAAGGAUCCUUUUCUGAACAAAAGCAAGAGAAAAUCGAGAAGUUACAGAGGAUGAAUAGUGUCAUAACUAUAGAACUUAUUGGUCAUCUUCUUCAUGAUAAAGUAACUACUCGCAUCCUCUCAUUGGCACGCGAAAACAUGCAAACUCAGUGGGGAGUAUUCACUAAUCGAUUACAGUUGCUUGUGGCAAACUCAUCCACCUUACAAGCUUCAACAAUGUCAUUGGAUGCAUUUCAGCAGUUGAUUCUAGAUGAUCACAAUGUCUAUGGAGACAAUAAACAUAAUUUGCGCAAAAGAUUCCACCCCAUGGUGGCUUCUAAUCCUCUAUCUUCUCCAAAUGGACGCUGCCUUGGCGGUAGUUAUUCUGCACUAUGGAUUCCUAUUGAUAUGUAUCUCGAGGAUUGCCUUGAUGGCUCAAUUGCUGCCACAAAUUCCAUUGAGACAUUAAGUGGUUUGGUCAAGGCACUUCAAGCAGUCAAUAGAUCCACCUGGCAUGAUGCUUUUAUGGCCCUUUGGAUAGCAUCAGUUCGCCUUGUGCAAAGGGAACGAGAACCUAUUGAAGGCCCUGUGCCUCAUCUUGAAACACGACUAUGCAUGCUUUUGUCUAUCGCAACACUUGCAGUUGCUGACAUAAUUGAGGAAGCAGAUUCAUGUCUUGGUGAAACAGAUCUCAGUAGUCACUGGAAAGAAAAGGCAGCAAGUGGUGAUCUGCGCAAGGAAUUGAUGUUAAGCUUACAGGCUCUUGGUGACUGCGAAAGUCUGCUUGUUCCUCCCCCAUGCAUCAUCUCGGCAGCUAAUCAGGCUGCUUCCAAAGCUGCGAUGGUUGUUUCAGGAAUCAACAUUGGCAGCAGCUACAUGGAAAGUACCAAUGAAAGUUCGCCAAAUUACUCUGGAAACAUGCGGCACUUGAUUGUAGAGUCAUGUAUCUCAAGAAACUUGUUGGAUACGUCAGUAUACUAUUGGCCUGGUUAUAUUAAUAGUCAUAUCAACUCCAUGUCUCAUACAAAUCCUAGCCAACUUGCUGGGUGGUCAUCCUUCAUGAAGGGUGCACCAUUAACUCAGUCACUGGUUACUAUGUUGGUCUCAAGUCCUGCUUCAAGCUUAGCAGAGCUCGAAAAGUUAUUUGAAGUUGCAGUCAAUGGAUCAGAUGAGGAUAAGGUGUCUGCUGCUACUGUUCUGUGUGGAGCCACCUUGUUACGAGGUUGGAAUUUCCAGGAGCAUACAGUUCGCUUAGUCGUCAAACUGCUCUCACAUGCUGGUUCUGUUGACUAUUCUGGAAGAGAGAGCCAGUUAAUAGAGCAUGGUGCAAUGCUUAAUGUUAUUCUCACUGGAAUAUCACCUGUAGACUAUGCUCCAAUCUUCUCAUUCCAUGGCCUGGUUCCAGAGCUGGCUGCUGCACUCAUGGCGAUAUGUGAAGUUUUUGGGUGUCUUUCCCCGAGCGUUUCGUGGCUGUUGGGAACAGGGGAGGAAAUAUCUGCUCACACGGUCUUCUCAAAUGCAUUCAUUCUUCUCUUAAGACUAUGGAAGUUUAACCAUCCACCACUUGAAUAUUGUAUAAUGGGCGAUGGUGCUCCAGUUGGCUCACAACUAACUCCCGAGUAUCUUCUGUUAUUGAGAAAUUCCCAAGUUCUUUCUGCCAGCAGUUUGUCCAAAAGUAGAAGCAGCCAGAAGAAAUUCCUUGUUACUUCAAGCCCAUCUUCCAAGAACCCUAUUUUUAUGGACUCUUUUCCGAAGUUGAAGCUGUGGUACCGGCAGCACCAAGCUUGUCUGGCCUCUACUCUCUCUGGACUUGCUCAUGGAACACCUGUACAUAACAUUGUAGACAGCCUUCUGAACAUGAUGUUCAGAAAGGCGAACAAAUUAAGUACACCCAUUGGUUCUUUAUCUGAGAGUAGCAGCAUAAGUAACUCCUCUGGUCCUGGUGGUGAUGAUGCACAUCUUUGGCCUCAGUUACCUGCUUGGGAAAUCCUGGAAGCUGUUCCAUUUGUGGUCGAUGCUGCUCUAACUGCUUGCUCCCAUGGAAGAUUAUUUCCACGUGAACUGGCUACAGGCCUCAAAGAUCUAGCUGAUUUUUUGCCUGCAUCCAUUGCAACAAUCGUAAGCUACUUCUCAGCUGAAGUGACACGUGGUGUUUGGAAACCUGCAUUCAUGAAUGGAACAGAUUGGCCUAGCCCUGCUGCCAAUCUAUCCAUGGUAGAAGAGCACAUCAAGAAAAUUGUAGCUGCUACUGGAGUUGAUGUUCCAAGACUUGCCACAGGAGGAAGUACUUUGGGUAGACUUCCGUUGCCGUUGGCUGCUUUUGUGAGCCUCACCAUCACAUACAAGCUUGACAAAGCGUCCGAACGUUUCCUUAACCUAGCUGGUCCAGCUUUAGAGAACCUUGCUGCUAGUUGUCCUUGGCCAAGCAUGGCGAUUGUUGCAGCACUCUGGACUCAAAAGGUCAAGCGAUGGAGUGAUUUUCUAGUCUUUUCAGCAUCCCGCACGGUCUUCCACCAUAACAAUGACGCAGUUGUCCAACUCCUCCGAAGCUGCUUCACUUCUAUCCUUGGCAUGUCGUCGACAUCAUUAUGUUGUUGCGGAGGUGUUGCCAGCCUUCUGGGUCACGGAUUUGGCUCUCAUUGCUCCGGUGGUCUCUCACCAGUUGCACCAGGAAUUCUCUACCUCAGAAUAUUCCGGUGCAUCAAGGACUGCUCUAUACUUGCAGAAGAUAUACUUUCCCUGUUGAUGCUUUCGGUGAAAGACAUAGCUGGAACAACAGUGUCCAGGCAUCAAUCGGACAAGCUAAAGAGGACUAAGUACGUGAUGCGACAUGGACAGAUCUCUCUUGCUGCUGCAAUGACACAAGUUAAGGUGGCGGCAUCACUUGGAGCUACACUUGUGUGGUUAUCGGGCGGUACAACCCUUGUCCAGUCUCUGUUCCAAGAGAUACUGCCCUCUUGGUUCCUAUCUGUGCAGGAUCUGGACCAAGGAGGAUCCAGUGGAGGAACAGUAUACAAGCUGGGCGGCCACGCACUUGCCUACUUUGCAGUCUACUCCGGGAUGUUGGCAUGGGGAAUUGACCCAACAUCGGUGUCCCGGCGUCGAGAGAGGGUAAUGCGAUCACACUUGGAGUUCCUGGCAAGCGCACUGGAUGGGAAGAUCUCCCUAGGCUGCGAUCUGUCCCUGUGGCGUGCCUAUGUCUCAGGCUUCCUGGAGUUGGUUGUCGAGUGUGCUCCGUGCUUGUUGCAUGAGGUGGACCUCAAGGUGCUCAAACAGCUGAGCGCUGGCCUCCGGCAGUGGAAAGAGGACGAGCUUGCUGUGGCCGUCCUUCGCAGGGGUGGGCCGGAGGCAAUGGGUAUCGCUGCAGAGUUGAUCCUGGGUUGCGAGUGGUGACACGGGCUGUGGUGUGGCUGGUAUUCUUCGUAGUCGAUGUUUGCCGACUGUACAUAACCAGGCAUCGUGCUUGUAUUUUGGUUGAUUUGUCAGGAAAACCUUGUCCACGUUUUACUCGCUAACACAAGCAGCCGCUAACCACUGUUAUCUGUUCUUAAUUCGUAGACUGUGCAAUUAACUGCUCUUGAAGAUUUAGCUCAUUUAUGCACACAAAGGUUUUAGUGUUCUUGGGAUGGGUUCUAUGUUGCUGCCCAUUCAUUUCCUAUUAAUAAGGAGAUAUGUAAAGCCAGCCAUUCUAUGAUAUUUGUGUAUGAUACUA